Messenger RNA from Acanthochromis polyacanthus (spiny chromis), 1373 nucleotides. RefSeq lists its product as uncharacterized. The coding region runs from base 157 to 651 and encodes 164 amino acids. The transcript has 2 exons. The record is from RefSeq and is a predicted model, not a curated record. NCBI's taxonomy places the organism in Eukaryota, Metazoa, Chordata, Actinopteri, Pomacentridae.
UCCUCCCCAGUGUUUCGCCCUCUGUUUCUGGGAAAGAAGAAGUUUAAGGGGGGGAAAACAAGUGCGUGGAGCCACGAAACAGGUCUGACCUCAGCUACUGGAACUAAGCAAGGUGCUGUUUUAAAGAGUGUCCAAAGUGUGGGUGGCUGAGGCAACAUGAACACCACUGACCCAGGCUCCAUCUCCACCUUCACCUCUAACACAGAAAACAUCACUCUGUCCAGCCUGACGACCAACACUGUCUCUCCUCCCACCAUCCCACAACCUCCAUCUUACUCUUCAGACAUUUAUGACCCAGAAUUCACCAUCAUGGUGGUGUUGGGCUUAUCGUUGUUGCUGGCGGGGGUAGCAGCCUUCCUGGCAGUUUGCCGGCCCUCUGAACAGGAUGGGGACUCUGAGGCGAGCUGUGGUCCGGGCGAGGGCUUGACUCGGGGAAGAGCCUUGUCCAGUGAGCCCCAGCUCAAGGUGUGGAAGAGGCUGGGCUCCUAUCGGCGUUCAUACAAUCUCUCCUUCAGACGACCGCCUCAUCGCAGGCCGCAUGAGAGUACGCAUGUGUCGCAGUCUCCAGUGCGACAGACUCCACAGCCAGAGGCCAGCGUGGAGCCCCAUCUCACUAUGCCUUGUCUAUUUGACUACGUCACUGAAAUCUGACAGGCCGACAGAUGACUGACUGUUCUGCAGACGUGAUGCACUGUUAUUUUUAUGGUUGGUGCUGUGAGCAUUACUAACAAGAAGAAGGAAAAGUGCAUUUUCGGUAUUUGUUUUAACCAUCUGUGAAUUGCAGGUGGAUGAGGUUUGCUAGAAAAUGCUGCAAAAGUGUUAAAAAGCAGCAGGAGAACACGUGUUUUCUGAAUAGACCAGUUUAUCCUCUACAAGCAGAAUUUUUGGGCACGGAUUGUCUUUUCAUUUGCACUGUAUUGACGAGAGAUAAAAAUGAUUUAAUUCAUCUAUAAUUCAGUUUGUUUACAGUGAGCAAAAAUACAAUCCAAACACAUACUAGUAUUAACCCUGACUUAUUUUGAAGACCAAACUUAAGCCUCUUUGGACAUCAUCACAGUUUAAUCUGUAUGAUACUCUGAAAAUGAGUUUUUAAUUUACACCAAUCACAUUCAAAGUCUGGGGACAACCAUCCUUCCUCUGCAUCACACUGCUAAUUGCUCUGAUGCAGCAAACCCCAUCCAUCUGGCGAUUCACGUACAUUAAGACAAACACUAGGAAUUAUUGUUUAGUAUCAUUUCAUGCAAAACAUGGUGGAUUCCCAAUACCGAUGAGACAAACACGAUGUGAGCCAAAAAAGGAGACCACUUUGUAACAGACUCAAUGUGUUAAAAAAAAAAAAAAAAGAAAAAUUAAAGGACUUUUAAGUUUGCUGA